ACAUCUAGUUUAUUCAUAUCGUCAGUUUCUUUGAUUUUUGGAAGAUCCAGAUCCAGAAGAUCAAAUCAUCUACUCUUAGAACAGAGGAUGAAAUUCUAGUAUGGAUAGAGUAAAAUCCGGAAACGAAUGUGUGGAGGAAGUCAACAAAGAUCAAUACUAUUGACCGUUACAAGGUUAAGGCUCAGUCUUCUCUCGAUCGUUACAAGCCCAUCAAAGAUUUAAUAAUGUUAAAACCUACCAAUCUAUUUACGAAAACAUUAUUUCCUGUUUUUUGUAUAUUGUUAAAUAGUUCCUUUAUUUGUGCAACUGUUUCAAAAUAUGUUAUUCUUAAUGACAAUGCAAAAAUGCCAAACAUUGGUCUCGGAACCUGGCAGGCAAACAGUGAUUUGUUGGAAAAAGCUUUGGAUAUAGCCCUCGAUGCUGGAUACCGACAUUUCGACACUGCAACAGUCUAUGGCAACGAAAAAUCUAUUGGAAAAGUGUUAAACAAAUGGCUGACCACCGGAAAAGUGAAUAGAAGUGAUCUUUUUAUUGUCACAAAGCUCCCUAAUAUUGGAAUGAGGCCCGAACAUGUGGAAUACUUUCUGAAUAAAUCAUUAACCGACCUACAAAUAGACUAUGUGGAUCUUUAUUUAAUACACGGACCAUUCGGAAUGAAAUACCUCGAAGGUGAACUGCAUUCGUACAAACCUGAUGGCAGCAUCGAUAUAGACCCCACAACCGACCACAUAGCCAUUUGGAAGAAAAUGGAGGAACAAGUGGACAAAGGGCGCGCCAGGAGCAUAGGACUUUCAAACUUUAACAUAUCGCAAAUCACGAGAAUUUUGAACAAUUCCAGAAUUAAACCGAGCAACCUUCAAAUAGAAAUUCACGCGUACCAUCAACAGAACGAACUUGUUGACUUUUGCAAGAGUCACAAUAUUUCGGUUACGGCCUAUUCGCCAUUUGGAAAUCCGUCGAUCGGAAAGUAUUUCCAAUCCCUCGGCGUGGAUGUUGUUUUACCAGACAUUUUGGGAAACCCGGUGAUUCUGGAAAUCGCUCAGAAGCAUAACAAAACCGCCGCCCAAGUGGUUUUGAGGCAACACCUACAAAGAGGUCUGAUAAUAAUACCAAAAAGCACAAAUGAGAAGAGGAUACGCGAAAAUAUAAACGUUUAUGACUUCGAACUAGAUGAACAGGAUUUAUCUAAGCUCGCCAAACUGGAUAAAAAAAUUAGGAUAAUAAACUUUAAGCACAGAAAAGGACUUGAAAAUCAUCCUGAAUACCCGUUUGCCGAUGAAUUGCUGUAAACGUAGUGGAACAUGUAUGCAACGAAUGUUGUUUAUGUAGUUUUAAAUAACGAUUAAUAAACAGAUUUAUUUUAA
Aethina tumida (small hive beetle) is the source of this 1364-nucleotide messenger RNA. RefSeq names its product 1,5-anhydro-D-fructose reductase. Gene Ontology annotation, cellular component: cytosol. Bases 225 to 1289 code for a protein of 354 amino acids. Lineage: Eukaryota; Metazoa; Arthropoda; Insecta; Coleoptera; Nitidulidae. The record is from RefSeq and is a predicted model, not a curated record. Gene Ontology annotation, molecular function: aldose reductase (NADPH) activity. The transcript is spliced from 6 exons.